Molecule: messenger RNA, 891 nt
Organism: Phanerochaete carnosa HHB-10118-sp
Lineage: Eukaryota; Fungi; Basidiomycota; Agaricomycetes; Polyporales; Phanerochaetaceae
Exons: 1
Coding region: 1-891 (296 amino acids)
Source: RefSeq, a predicted model, not a curated record
AUGCGCGUAAGAGAAGUGAAGCCGUCACAGCCACCGACUGCAUGGUCGAGUUCAAGGGCAAGCGGCAUCUCAACGCUGAGCUUGGCGCCCAGUGUGCGAUCGCACGCAUCUGACUCGUCGUCUGGCCGUUCCGUCUCGAGCUAUGGUGGGCGUAGAUCAGAGCGCACACCCUCACUCGACCACAUCAGGGAACUCGAUGCUGAAAGUUUUAGGGAUGAGACCGGUAUGGCUACCCCUUCGAGUGUCUCUAGCUCGAGCGUGGCAAUGCCCCUGACUCCCGUUGGCGAUGAAGACGCAGGAUCAUGGUCAUAUAGCACAGGUCCCGCUCUCUCUGCUACACCCUCCGUUGCACGCCGGAUACCGUCGCGCUUUAACCUGAAAACUCCGUCAUCGAAGACGGCCUCGGCCUCCGAGUCGCUACCCUUUCCCCGAGAGAGGACACAGUCGGCAUCUUCGAAUGGUUCAGCGAAUGCAUCGGUCGGUCAUAUACCACCACCCUCAGCACCCCGACAAGCCUCGAUACCCCGGCCUCUACGUUUGCCGCAAGCCACCGGUCUCCGACCGACGGGAUCUCAGAGUAACAUGCGCCAGCCGUCGACGCGAACUCCUUCGGCUACCUCCACCCUCUCCACGCCGCAGCCUGACCGGGGUCGAUCAGUCUCUACGGCCGCCGCGAAGACCUCUCUGCCGUCGUAUUCGGCUUCCCCGUUGCGCCUUGCGCGGCCACCAGCUUUGAGCGACCCCCCUUCUCCUUCGCCGGUCUCGCCUUCAGAUCGCAAGCCUCGCAUCGGCGCCGGUAUGGUUUACCGCACGGGCUCCGCCUCGUCGCGACCCAGUAUGAUGAGGGCGCCCAAUCCGGCGACCUUGCGGCCGGUGGCUGCAAAAGUCUGA